Molecule: messenger RNA, 1037 nt
Organism: Episyrphus balteatus (marmalade hoverfly)
Lineage: Eukaryota; Metazoa; Arthropoda; Insecta; Diptera; Syrphidae
Gene: St2
Product: sulfotransferase 1E1
Exons: 4
Coding region: 66-1037 (323 amino acids)
Biological process (GO): sulfation
Cellular component (GO): cytoplasm
Molecular function (GO): sulfotransferase activity
Source: RefSeq, a predicted model, not a curated record
UCUGACGUCGAAGUGAUCAGUUUCAUUUUCUUCUCAAAGAUUUUUUUGCAAGUAAAUUUAAAGAAAUGAAAAUAACAUUCACCAAGCCUGAUGAAGAGAUCUCCAAGAGAAUUAAUAGCCUCUUUCCAAUAUCCGAUUGUUUUAUCAAAGUUAGUCCGGGAAAUGUGAUGCUGCCAAGGAAAUAUGAAAAAAUUGCUGAAUCUAUAAGAAAUUUAACAGUCUAUGAGGAUGAUAUUUGGUUGGUGUCUUAUCCAAGAACUGGUUCAACAUGGGCUCAGGAAAUGAUAUGGCUAUUGGCUAAUAAACUUGAUUUCAAAGGAGCUAAAGAGAUGCUGCAAACAAGAUGUCCGUUAAUUGAACUUACAGCCUUAUAUGACGAAGAUCACAAUGUUUGGGUUAACUCCGCAAUUGGAAAUACAGUAGAAUUGGUUGAAAAAAUGCCUCGUCCAAGAUUGGUACGAUCACAUUUACCAUGGGAUCUGCUUCCCAAAGAUCUAGAAAAAGUCUGCCCAAAAAUAAUUUACACAGCUCGGAAUCCAAAGGAUCUUUGUGUUUCCUUCUUUUACUACUGCAAGCUAGUUCAUGGUUUGAAAGGAACUUUUGAUGAUUUUUGUGAACUUUUCCUCAGAGGUUCUACUCCCAUUGGACCGUAUUUGAGUCAUGUUAUUCCAUUUUGGCAAAGACGUAACGAGUCAAAUGUUUUAUUCCUCAAAUACGAAGAUAUGAAUCACGAUAUCAAUGCCAUUAUAAAGAAUUGUGCAGAGUUCUUAGAAGUUGAUUUCAAGAUGUCCGAUGAGGAUUUGGAAAAGAUCUGUGAACAUUUGAAAUUUGAUAAAAUGCAAUCAAAUCCAGCUGUAAACUUGGAAUACAUGAAUAUUGAAGGUUUGGAUAAGGAAAAUAAUUCAAAUGCUAAAUUCAUUCGUAAGGGAAAAAUUGGUGAUUGGAAAAAUUUAUUUUCAUCACAAAUGUCUGAAAGAUUUGAUCGAUGGACUGAGGAAGAAUUGAAAGGAACUGACUUAAAAUUCGAAUAUGAAUAG